AUGACGCCCAGUCCCGAUGAAGCACUUCACUUUCGCGGAAAGACUCUGACUCCGGAAAGCCCUCGACCGCUGCAUAUUCCGGAGCCAGCCAACAUCCCAGUCCUGGAGUACCAAAUGGACCCCAUCUUCAACGAUACUUCCACAUACGAACCGGUGCAUAAGGAAACACAUGGAUGGUCGCACGGAGGAUUAGAUGGUCAGGGAGCACCAUGUCACCCAGGUAGUUCUCAUGCCUCGCAAAAUGCGCAAAAUGGAACUUUUUCUGCGCCAUACCACCCCAAUCCACCCUCGGUGUCCGAAACUGCUGCUCCUCUAGCCUCCUUCUCUCCCCCCGAGCCCUCUUACUCCGCCGCUCCGGGGGAUCCGGCAUCCCAGGGCCUGGUCUCCGCGAGCGAAGUAGACCACGCUCGCAAUACGGACAGGAUGUCGGAUCAACUAAAUUCAGAGCAGGAUGCGGGGCCUCAGACGGGCGGAGUCGAUUUCCAAAACCUGCUCGACAACCUCUCUCACCCGGGCCCCGGUGCGACCAUGCCCGGGCCCGCGACAGCUGAAGCCUCGUCCUUCCAUCAAGCACCAGUGGACGAAUCCUUCCAAUCCCAGGGUGUCCCUACCCAUCACACCCACCAUGCCCAGGCCCAGUCUAUCCCAUCCCAUAACACCCAAGACAACGGCACAUAUCAACAUCCGUCCACCCAUAACGUCAAUUUCCCAGCCUAUACAUCUCCCAGUAACCCCCAAACGCAGAGCCAGCCCCAAUCCCAGCUAUAUCCUUCAGCUGGAACCGCGCCAGCUGGCAAUCCGAUCCCGCCCACGUCGGGUGUCCAGACCCCAUCCACCGGCCCUGAAUCCCAGAGCUCCCAGGAGCCCUUGUUGGCACUCAAGAAAGGCCGUGUCGAUAAGCAGGGCCGACCGAUCAAGGGAAUCGACGAUGAUUCACCUUGGGGUCCUGAGGUCCAGAAGAAAUACGAUGAAUUUUUACACGAUGAGCGGAUCUAUGUCACCGAAGGCCUCUGGGAUCGAUUCCCAAUGGGCUCCAGGUUAUUUGUCGGUAAUCUUCCUACCGAAAGAGUGACCAAGAGAGACAUGUUUCACAUUUUCCACAAAUACGGAAAACUUGCCCAGAUCUCGAUCAAGCAAGCUUAUGGAUUCAUCCAGUUUUUGGAAGCGGGCUCAUGCCAUGCGGCUCUGGGGGUUGAACAGGGCGCUAUAAUCUGGAAAUCUCAAAACCUCAGCGAUCAACGCGUCCCGCACCAGCACCAGAACCUUCCCGUGCACCCCCGCCACGUCGCUCACGGUCGCCAGAGUUCAGCCGGGCCGGUCCUGCAAGGCCCAGCACUCGAGCCCCUGGCGAUCGCUACGACCGUGCCAAACCUUAUGAACCAAGUCGCUUGCCGUUUAGCGAUUUCCGCGAAGAAGCUUCCCAUCGCAGCAGGCGCGAUGAUUAUCGGCCGCCUCGAUCACCUUCCCCGCGACCUUUCCGGGGAAGCAGAGAUGGAUAUCGGUCGCGCGAUAGAACCCCCGAAAGAUUCGAUCGCCGCGAGCGAAGGCGUUCUCGCUCGCCCCGUUCACCUCGGUCCCCACGCUCCCCAUACUCGAGAGAUAGGCGCUACCGCACCGUCAGCCCAAGGCCCCGUGGUGUUUAUGAAGGCGAGGCAGAUUUGCCUGUGCCGCGACGAGUCCCGCGCGAUGUUCCAGAGGUGCAACUUCUUGUCUUGGAAGAAUUGGACAGGUUCGUUGCAUCAACCUUGUGGACAUUCUUGGAUCAAGCUGCUAACAUUUCACAGGAACUUUGUUCUUCACGUAGAAAAUGCUUUUCGCAAUCGUGGGUUACGGGUGGAUGUGCUUGUACUCGGCCCUCGGAUACCCCUCGGUGCAGCAGUUCAUCGCCAGUUCAUCGAGGGUGUUCUUGCAGUGGUCCGCCUGUCGCGCCCCAAUCAAGUUUCCCGAAAGGUGCCUCUGCAGCUGUUCGAUCGGACCGCUGGACUCGACAACGUCCGUUUUCUCGACUAUCCCGAGCUCGAGCCCAACUUGUCCGCUGAGCUCUUGAGCCACCAGGCUCAGGCCAUGCAGCGAGGUGCUGCACCGACUGCCUUUGCGCCAAACCCUGCAUUUGGCGUCCCUCCAGUGGCGCCUCUCCCCAUUCCCCAGCCCGGCUUGCCCACCCUCUCGAAUCCUCCCAACAUCGCAAAUCUCAUUGGCUCUUUGGACGGUCCUAGCCUUUCGUCUCUUCUAUCGGCACUUCAACGCCCUCCCCACUCACAACCCGUUUCUGCCACCCAAUCACCCUUCUCCUCACCCAAUCCACCUCCAGCGGACCUGGCCAGUCUUCUAUCCAAUGCACACCGGCCUCCCCCCAUGCCGAACACCCAACAACCCCCUCUCCCAGGUCCACCAUUCGCUCUUCAACCUCCAAACGCACCCGUCGUCACCGAUCCGAACCUGCUCUCGCUCCUGGCUAAAGGCCUAAGUGGCCACCAACAACAACAGGGUCAACCGCCCACGGGUCCUCAGGUCCAAAACCUGAUGAACCACCUUGCGAGAUGGAAGCAAUGA
This is a messenger RNA of Penicillium brevicompactum, 2553 nucleotides long. Its product is annotated as putative RNA-binding protein (Nab3). The record is from RefSeq and is a predicted model, not a curated record. Gene Ontology annotation, molecular function: RNA binding. Lineage: Eukaryota; Fungi; Ascomycota; Eurotiomycetes; Eurotiales; Aspergillaceae. The transcript is spliced from 4 exons. The coding region runs from base 1 to 2553 and encodes 850 amino acids.